UUGCGUGCAAAAUAGCCACAAGGCAAACCAGAAAGCAGCUAAGAGUAACAGAUUUUUUUUCAUCACUCCAUUUCUCUUCACCAUAUCCUCUUCUCUCUCUUUCUCUCUCUAAAAGAAAAGAGCUAUGGUUCAUCGCGCUCUCUCUCUACUCUCUUCAACGUCUCCAUCUUCAAUUCCUUCAAAUUUCAACUCCGAUUCACCUUCCCCGUCGUUUUCCUUCCGGCGAAUUCCUCGUUUUCCGAAGCUCAACGUCUUGUCGAGGCAGGUAUUGAUUGAUAAUAACAACAAUGACUCGCCGGAGCAAUUCCUGCAGAAUAAUUCGAUUGCUGAUUUUAUGAGGUUCAAAAAAGGAACCAGCUCUGAUGAUAGCGUUAGCACAGCUGAAUUGCAAACCGCCGUCGUUUCUUAUCGGAAGAAGUUCCCUUGGUCUCUUCUUCAACCUUUUCUCCAGGUUGAUUUGGUGUCGACAAUACACAUUGCUGAUAAAGAGUACUUUGCGGCCCUCCAAAAGGAACUUGAACCAUAUGAUUGCAUUCUCUAUGAGAUGGUAGCCAGCAGAGAAAGUUUAGACAGUAGAAAAAGUUCUAUUUCUAGGAAGAAACUAAAAAGUUCAAGAUCACGGGGAUUUAAUAUUAUAGGAUUCAUCCAACGGCAGAUGGCAAGAUUUCUCACCCUUGAUUUCCAACUAGAUUGUCUCGACUAUGAGGGUGAGAAUUGGUAUCAUGCGGAUCUUGAUUUUGAGACCUUCAAGUUACUCCAGAUUGAAAGAGGCGAGAGCUUCUUCACAUUUGCCAGAGAUAUGACACUUAGAUCAACAAAAGCGCUUGUGCAGCCUACAAUCCCAGAUGAUCUUGACCCUUGGAGAUCCAAACUUCUAUGGGCUUCUCGGGUGCUGCCGAUGCCUCUUGUUGGACUUCUUAUCAUUGGAGGUGUUUGUACAGAUGUGAAAAGCCAACCAUCUGAAUAUCCUGAACUAGAAGCCUUGUCUAGACUUGAUUUUGGUGCUGCAAUGAAGGUCUUCCUAGCAAAGCGACUAACAUCCGAAUUCACACAGGUCACAGCUGAUGUAGAAGCGGAAUCUGUUAUUAUCGGAGAGAGAAACAAAGCUGCAUUAGAAGCACUUCAAAGAGCUAUGAACGAGGGUCAUAAUAAGAUUGCUAUCCUUUACGGUGGUGGGCACAUGCCAGAUUUGGGACGUAGGCUACGAGAAGAGUUUGACCUUGUCCCUUCUGAAGUACAGUGGAUAACUGCCUGGUCCAUCACGAACCGCAACCUAACAACCAAUUCACUUCCUUUGUUGAAACAAAUGGCAGAAGUUUCAGGUUGGCCUCUAAAUCGAUAUCAGACUUUAGCUCUGCUAAUUUUCUCUUCUGUUCUUGCAUUGGAUCUUUGGUUUUGGGAACUCUUCUUUGGUACUACAGCUAAUUGGGUUUCUCAAGUUGCAUCAGACAUUUCUCAAUAUGUUCAUAUGCACAAUUGAAGUAAUUAAAUUUAUUAAAACAAUUGGGUCAAUGAAGCCUUGUGUACAUAUUUCUGGAUUCUAUAGUUAUAUAUAUAUAUCU
Molecule: messenger RNA, 1562 nt
Organism: Solanum tuberosum (potato)
Lineage: Eukaryota; Viridiplantae; Streptophyta; Magnoliopsida; Solanales; Solanaceae
Exons: 5
Coding region: 125-1480 (451 amino acids)
Source: RefSeq, a predicted model, not a curated record